Molecule: messenger RNA, 936 nt
Organism: Dipodomys ordii (Ord's kangaroo rat)
Lineage: Eukaryota; Metazoa; Chordata; Mammalia; Rodentia; Heteromyidae
Product: olfactory receptor 8S1-like
Exons: 1
Coding region: 1-936 (311 amino acids)
Biological process (GO): G protein-coupled receptor signaling pathway
Cellular component (GO): membrane
Molecular function (GO): olfactory receptor activity; G protein-coupled receptor activity
Source: RefSeq, a predicted model, not a curated record
AUGACAAUGAAAAACUACAGUGCUGUCAGCGAGUUUAUUCUUCUUGGACUGUCUACUGACCCCUACAUUCAGCCUCUACUGUUUGUAUUCUUUCUUCUGAUAUAUCUCCUCACUCUGAUGGGGAAUUUCCUGAUGCUGCUGGUGAUCACAGCCGAUUCGUAUCUCCACACACCCAUGUACUUCUUCUUGAGACAACUGUCCUUCCUGGACCUCUGCCACUCAUCUGUCACAACUCCUAAGAUGCUGGAGAAUCUCCUUUCUGAAAGGAAAACCAUCUUUGUGGAGAGCUGCUUGGCUCAGGCCUUCUUUGUGUUUGCCACUGGUGGCACAGAGGCCUGUCUGCUGGCUGCCAUGGCCUAUGACCGCUAUGUAGCUAUCAGUUCCCCUCUGCUCUAUAGUCAGGUGAUGAGUAACCAGCUCUGUGUUGGGUUGGUAUGGGUCUCCUGGGUCCUGGCUUUUGUUGAUGCUCUCAUCAAUAUCCUCAUGGCUAUCAAUUUAGACUUUUGUGAGGACCAUACUAUUCCCCACUUCAGCUGUGAGCUGUCUUCUCUCUUCCUUCUAUCUUGUUCCGAUACCUCGAUCAACUUCACACUCCUGCUCUGCUCUUCUGUCUUGCAUUUCUUUGGAACCCUUGUUAUGAUAGUUUCUUCCUAUGCCCGUAUUGUCUCUACCAUCCUGAGGGUCAGCUCCAUCACAGGUAGAAGCAAGGCCUUCUCCACCUGUUCCUCCCACCUCAGUACUGUGAUCUUGUUCUAUGGAUCAGGUUUCAUCAGCUACCUUUUACCAUCUUCAGGCUCUGCUCUGGAAAUGUUCUUCUCUUUGCAGUACAGUGUGAUCAUUCCCAUGCUGAACCCCCUCAUUUAUAGCUUGAAGAACAAGGAAGUGAAGGUAGCUGUGGGAAGGAGAGUCAGAAAAUAUUUUCAUUUGCUUAUGUAA